Messenger RNA from Empidonax traillii (willow flycatcher), 2399 nucleotides. RefSeq names its product mitogen-activated protein kinase kinase kinase 3 (gene MAP3K3). The transcript is spliced from 17 exons. The record is from RefSeq and is a predicted model, not a curated record. Gene Ontology annotation, molecular function: ATP binding; protein binding; protein kinase activity. NCBI's taxonomy places the organism in Eukaryota, Metazoa, Chordata, Aves, Passeriformes, Tyrannidae. The coding region runs from base 156 to 2126 and encodes 656 amino acids. Gene Ontology annotation, biological process: protein phosphorylation.
GCGCGGCGGGGCCUGGGAAUGUGGCGGCCGCGGCGGCUCUGAGCCCUCCCUCCCUCCCUCCUUCCCCGCCGCCAUCGGCCCGGCCGCCAUGGAGCCGCGGCGGUGACAGCGCCGACCCGCAGCGCCCGCCGCCUGCGGCGCCGCCGCCCGCAGACAUGGAUGAACAGGAGGCCUUGAAAUCCAUCAUGAAGGACCUGGUGGCUCUCCAGAUGGGCAGACGUCACAGGCUGCCUGGAUAUGACACCAUGAAGAACAAGGACACUGCUCACCCCAACAAACAGAAAAAACACAACGCCAGCAGCCCCCCCCUCCUGGGCAGCCCUGCAAUAACCACCCAGUGUGCCUCUGCAGUGGAGGAAAAAAAAAUUCCGAAUGAUGUCAGGAUCAAGUUUGAGCACAACGGGGAGCGAAGGAUUAUCCCGUUUGUCCGGCCCGUGCGCUACGAGGAUGUGCAGCAGAAAGUGAAAACAGCCUUUGGGCAGCCCCUGGACCUCCACUACAUGAACAACGAGCUCUCUAUCCCUCUGAAAAACCAAGAUGACCUGGAUAAAGCUGUGGAUCUCUUAGACAGAAGCUCUAAUGUGAAAAGCCUUCGAAUAUUAUUGCUGUCUCAGGACAGAAACCAUACCAGUUCUUCACCCCACUCUGGACUGCCCAAACAAGUCAGGAUUAAAACCUCCCAGUCUGUGGGGGAUGUGAGCACACCCUACCAGCAGCCAGAACCCAGAAGCAGGCAUCUGUCUGUCAGCUCCCAGAACACGGGCAGGAGUUCCCCCCCUCCGGGCUACGUUCCCGAGAGGCAGCAGCGAAUCGCUCGCCAGGGCUCCUACACCAGCAUCAACAGCGAGGGGGAGUUCAUCCCAGAGACCAACGAGCAGUGUAUGCUGGACCCUCUAAGCAGUGCUGAGAACUCGGUGUCAGGAAGCUGCCAGUCCUUGGACAGGUCAGCAGACAGUCCCUCUUUUCGGAAGUCCCGGAUGUCGAGGGCCCAAAGCUUUCCCGAUAACAGGCAGGAGUUCUCAGACCGGGAGAAUCAGAUCUACGACAAGGCAGGGAAAGGUGGGACUUACCCCCGGCGCUACAACGUCUCCAUGCAGCACAAGGACUACAACGACGGCCGGAGGACGUUUCCCAGGAUACGACGUCACCAGGGGAAUCUGUUCACCUUGGUCCCUUCCAGCCGCUCCCUGAGCACCAACGGGGAGAACCUGGGCCUGGCCCUGCAGUACCUGGACCCGCGGGGCCGCCUGCGCAGCGCCGACAGCGAGAACGCCCUGGGGGUGCAGGAGAGGAACAUCCCCACCAAAUCUCCAAGUGCUCCCAUAAACUGGCGCCGGGGGAAGCUGCUGGGCCAGGGCGCCUUCGGCCGCGUGUAUUUGUGCUACGACGUGGACACGGGCAGGGAACUCGCAGCCAAGCAGGUCCAGUUCGAUCCAGAGAGCCCUGAAACGAGCAAGGAAGUGAGUGCCCUGGAGUGUGAAAUUCAGCUGCUGAAGAACCUCCAGCACGAGCGCAUCGUCCAGUAUUACGGCUGCUUACGGGACAGGGCAGAGAAGACCUUGACCAUCUUCAUGGAGUACAUGCCAGGGGGGUCGGUGAAGGACCAGCUGAAGGCGUACGGAGCCCUCACGGAAAACGUCACCCGCAAAUACACUCGGCAGAUCCUCGAGGGGGUCUCCUACCUUCACAGCAACAUGAUUGUGCACAGGGACAUAAAGGGAGCCAAUAUUCUCCGGGACUCUGCUGGGAAUGUGAAGCUGGGGGACUUUGGGGCCAGCAAACGGCUGCAGACAAUCUGCAUGUCUGGGACAGGCAUCCGCUCCGUCACCGGCACCCCGUACUGGAUGAGCCCGGAGGUGAUCAGCGGGGAAGGCUACGGCAGGAAAGCGGACGUUUGGAGCCUGGGCUGCACCGUGGUGGAAAUGCUGACGGAGAAGCCCCCCUGGGCCGAGUACGAAGCCAUGGCCGCCAUCUUCAAAAUCGCCACCCAACCCACCAACCCCCAGCUGCCCUCCCACAUAUCAGAACACUGCAGGGACUUCCUAAAGCAGAUCUUUGUGGAAGCCAGGCACAGACCCUCUGCUGAAGAGCUGCUCAGACACCAGUUUGCGCAGCUCCAGUACUGAAUUACCUCCCUCGCUCUCUCCGUGCCCCGUCCGGUCUCGUUGCAACCGCCCGUCGUGGUGCUGCAUCUUGGGAACGCCGACUCAGCUGGCCUAGUCCUUUGGGGAAGUCAUGCCAAGGAACUUGGGGGGCUGCUCUCGUGCCUGAUUCCUUAAUUUGCUGGACUGAUGUUCAUCCUGCCGACGGCUGGGGUGUUUUUUUUUGGCCCUGAGAUACCUGGAUGUGACCUUGCAGCUGGCUGCGUGUUUUCUGCAGGGAACGGGAACGGGAAGAAA